Neospora caninum is the source of this 5151-nucleotide messenger RNA. RefSeq lists its product as uncharacterized. The coding region runs from base 1 to 5151 and encodes 1716 amino acids. The record is from RefSeq and is a predicted model, not a curated record. Lineage: Eukaryota; Apicomplexa; Conoidasida; Eucoccidiorida; Sarcocystidae. The transcript is spliced from 3 exons.
AUGAUCAAAGCGGAGGCUUUCCCCCAAACUCCCUCGCCGUGCACGCCUGAAGUUUCUGGGGACCAGAACCUGUGCGCAGCGCCAGGUCCGCUACAAACCGCCAUGGCGGCAUCCUCAGCCCCCGUCCCGCCUCUCGGCCCGCCCGCCGACGUCGAAGCCAACGGAGUGUCUGCCUCUCUGGGCCCCGAUGAUAGUCCAACUGCAAGCGCAGCGCCCAGCACGCCGACCAGCCGAGCCGGCGACUCCAGUCCAAUAUCCUCUCUUCCUCUUCCUUCUGGAACUCUCCCAAACUCUUCGUCUUCCAAUCCGUCUUCAUAUGAACCUGUCGAAGCUGAGGCGGGGCAUAUCUACCAGCCAGGCACCAAGGCUGAAGUUCGAUUGGUGUACCGCAUCAAAAAGGGCCCUGGAGCGGGACGCCAUCAGAAGUCGUUUUCCAUUUCGCGCUAUGGUGUUCAAGGAGCCUGGGAGCAGGCGGAAGCGGCACGCCAGUUCAUUAAUGCGAACGGCACUUUGCCGCCGCACUUUGUGGUGGCGUCUCUGCCUUCCCGAAACAGCCCAAACGCGUCGGGAGGCGGCGGCCAGAAGCACCGGCGCGCGGCCUCCUGUGCGGCUGGGGGCCCAGCAGUUACCCCUACCGGAUCGUCCUCGACUUCCCCCCCCUCCACCGGCUUGCCUUCCAACUCUUCAGCUGCUGGCGUGGCCGUGGCGAAUGCACCCUCUCCGUGCGCGUCCUCGGCGUCAGCCCGGUCGCCCCGGGGGCCGGGACGGCUCCUGGGUAACAUGGCGCGAGCGGCUGGAGCCUCCGCUGCUCGGCUUCCGGAGGCGAGUGGCGACAGGAAGCGCGGCGCGGCCCCCGCUGCAGGAACGCCCGCGUCGCCGAGCGAGGAAGGCCGCGACGAAGCUGGCUGUGCAGGUGCGGCGCAUGCACGAGGUCCACGCGGUCGAGGGGCGUCCACGCGGAGUGUCCCGUUGAGUGGCGCGAACGCAGCGGCAGGACCACGAGGCGCUGCACAGGCGGUAGGGCAACCUGCGAACUUCCCAGCGGUCGGAGCCGCGCCUGGAGGCGUCCCGGCCGGGCCCCAGGCGGGCCCUGGGCGGCCGCGGGUUGUCUCAGGGAACCUGCGUGUCGUCCCUGGAGCGCCCGGCGCUGUUCACGGCGUCAGUCUUUUUCCAGCUGCGAUCGUUUCCGGGGCUCCAGGAGGCGUUGCGGGCGUGAUGGGGACGCCGGGGUGGAACAACGCCGCGGUGCGGGGUCCGGGCGGGAACAUCAUCACGGUCGACGAGCACCAGCGUCUCGCAGCCGUCGCCGGAGCCGGCGGGACGGCUGUGCUCAAUCCCCUCAACCCGCCUCCGGCUCUCUUUGGGCUCUUCCCGGGAUUCGUCGCGCCCCAGGCGUCGGCUGCCACGAACGGGGGGACCAGCGGCGAAGGCGGCAAGGGCGGCGGGUCUGCCAUGCAGGCUUCAGGCGCCGCGUCGGUCGCCCCUGCGCCCGGCGCUGUCCCUGCCUCGGGGGUUCGCCCGCUCGCAGCCGCAGGCCUGCCGGGGACAGCCGUGAACAAUCCGGCGUUGGGGAUUGUCGGUGGCGGUCUUCGAGGCAACUUUUUGUUUUCGUCCGUCCCUGCGUCGCACGCGUCGUUUCUCCCGAGGGGGAGUACCGGGGCGGAGUCCAGCGGCACGGCCCAGCCCCAGCAAGCGAGUGGGGAAGGCAACGCUCAAGCUGGCCCGCAGAAGGAAGGCGAGCAGCGCGCCCUUCCCGAGGGCUGCUUUCGCCUGCUCCUCCCCUUUGGAGCCCUGUCGCGGACGUUUUUCGCCCCCGCGACCGCGGUGGCGGCCGGCGCCGCCGAGGAUGUCUCCACGCCCUCUGCCGCCACUCCCGGCUCGGGGGCGGCGGUGGUGGGUGGACAGCUCCACGCGGUUCCAGGUUUGGGAAAGAGCGUGGUGUUUCAGCCGCAGGCUGUGACGUCGCCGUCUUCGUUUUCCACGACCGCGUCUUCUCCCAGCGUCGGAAAGGGAAAAGGCCACCCGGUGCUCGUCCCCGCGGGCUCCUUCGUGGCGCAGUCGGGCAUGCCGCUGGCUUCCUGCGCGCCGCUCUGUGCGCCUUCGCUGGGGUCCGGCGGAUCGCCGACCUGCAGCAGCGCGAGCGCAGGCGGCGCCAGCACCGUCGACGACGAGACGCAGAGCCGGAACGGCCGCGGGGGGAGCGAGAGUAGCAGCGCGAGCACGAGUUCCUCGCCAGCAAGCAGCCGCGGCGUCGCCGGCGUCGGAGAGCGCGCGGGAGGGCGACCUGAGGAAGAAGGCAUGAAGGCCGAGGGCGGCAUGCAGUUCGAGUGCCAGGCGGGCCCGAGCGCAGGCAAGGAGCUGGCGAUGAAAGAAGAGGCGUGCGGAGGCGUCGCUGGGGAGCACGAAGCGACGGCUGAGGCUGGAUUCGGCGCGGACAUGGAGUGCAGUCUGGAUGGAGGCCUGUACGGCGGCGAGGCUGGUCAGGCGCGCGAAGGCGACAAGAAGACGCGGCGGAGCGAAGACAGAGACACGUUCGCGACUGUGCAGCCUCGGGGACUGUCGGGGUCUGGGCCGGGCCAGGAAGAAGGGUUCUCUCGGCGCGAAGAGGAGGCGCAUCUGGUAAGCAGUGGACGAACCGGCCUCGCGGGCGUCCGAAGGCGCCGGUCGACCUCGUACAGCCGGGGCCGAGCCGGGAAUCCGUCCUGGUUGUUUUCCCUCGUGGACUGCCCCGACAGCGCGUGCGGGGGAGAGGGCGAGGAGGAGGCUGCUGCGGCCUUUGGCGCGAGAGACUUGGGGCCGGCGCGAGACAGAGAGGACGGGAAAGAGGACGAUGACAGCUGUCUGUCUCGAGGCGAGAGCCGCGAGGGGUUCUCCCGGAGCCGCAGCUACCAGUUUUCUCUUUCUUCACUGUCUUCUUCGUCUCUCAACUCGGCCCUGUUCGCGUCGGGGGGCGGUUUGGGCGGCGGAUCCUUCCUGACUUCGCCGCCACCCUCGCCACCAGUCUCGCCGCCUGUGCGGUGCCGUCCAGGCUUCAUCUCCUCGCCGAGCAGCAACCUGGGCCUGGGGAGGGCGUUGAAGAGACGGUGCGUCGACGUCUCGCCUCUUCUUCUGGCUUCGCCCUCGACGCUCUUCUCCUCGGGUCUCGGUUCCGCAGAGAAGAAGCGGUGGUCGGGCGAGGCGCGGGGCGCGGGCGUCUUGGAGGACAUGCAAGGCUCCUCUACCUCUUCCUCUCCACUCGGCGCUCGGCCGUGCUCGCUGUCUCCGCGCCCGCAUGCAGCGGGAGACAAGAGCCACGGGGCGCCGGGCCACGUUCAGUCUUCCCCCUUAUCGGGACGGUCGCGGCCGUACGCGAACUUCCUCGCAUCGCCUCCCCUGGAAACGAAGAAGGCGUCUGCGUCGUCCAUUUGUUUCUCCGCCUUGCCCCCGUCGUUGACAUCGUUGCGGCAAAGCGAGUCUUUGCUCGACGACAAGCCUGGGGCGUCGGGCACGGAGGUGGGUCCAUCUGGUGAUGGCGAGGCUCAGAGUUCCGCCCUAGGUCGCGCAGGCAAGCGAAAGAAGAGAGACAGUCUCACCCGAGGGCGCAGUGGAGAACGCCGAGACGAAGAAUCUGAAGACGAAGACGCGGCUCUGGCCUCCGAGGCGUCCCGCCGGGGUCAAACCGACGACGGACUGCGUUCCGAGGGCCGAGAGCGCGAAGGGGAGCGGUUUUCUCUGCUGCCGCGCCGCCACAACUCUACCGACGAUGGCAAGGACGAGUUUUCCAGCGGCCUGUCGGGUCGAACAAAGAGCGUUCUCGCCUAUCUCUCGUCCCCGCUCACGGACAUCCUGGCAUCCCCGGUCUUCCCCAUCGGCCCGCGGUCAGGAGACAAGUCGAAGCGCCGUCGUGGGCCUUCACAUACGCUCUGUGGAAACGAGGCGAGUCUGGGGGGCCCUCUCGCAGGCGCGGGGUCGUCAGUGAGUGGAUCUCCGGCCUUCUCUCCCUCGCCAGCCUCGUUCCUACCCUUCUCGCCGUUCUCUGUUCCCCCGCGCCCGUCUCCGCCGUGCGGACCUUCGACCUUUCCAGUGCAGCUCGGGUCUCCGUCUUCGCCUCAACGGCGGUCUUCGGGAAGCGGCAGGCGCCUCGUGUUGCUGCCGCAGUCAGCUGUUGGGAGCAGUCCGGGCCCGAUCGAGACGGGGACACCUCAACUCUUCAGCAACUCUCUGCCGCCGGUGUUCUCAGAAAACUUGUCUGUGUCCCCUGCGUGCUUCGCCUUGGCCUCGCCGUCUGUCACUUCUUCCGCGCUUCUCCCCCCCGCCGUGGCCUCGGCCGGCGCCGCGAGGCCCGCACAGCUCGACGAGGCGCAUCCGGCAGCAGGUUCUUUCUCGCUCUCGCAGCCGCUCGCCGCGGCUUCCAGAGCCGAGGCGCGGCCAGCUUCUUCCUCGGGUUCGGAGUCUCAGGAAACAACGCCAGCGUCGUCGGAAGGCUUUCCGCUCUUCCAACCGACGGCAGGCGCGCUCGCUCCCUCGCUUCCCGUCCUCGACCUGGGCGGGGCCUCGGCCGCGCUGCAGGCGGCCGCGAAGGCAGCGGCGGCAGCGGCGGCGGCAUCGGCGGCGAGCGCGGCUGCAGGCACUCGCCACGGGGGCGCGAAGGAGCAAGCCCCGGGCUCCGACGGAGACGUGAACAGCCUGCUCGCGUUUCGCUCGGUAGUCCCAGGCUGGUCCGUGUCGCUGCCUGGGGGCGCAGAAGAGAAGGCGAAGGCGCCGGAGGUAGCCGCGGAGCAGGCGCCGGAUCCGAGCCGCGAAAAAGGAACUGGCCUGCCGGCGGCGGAGGAGCCUGGCGAAGAGAACGAAGCAGCCGAUCCCGUGAAGGAGAGCGGCGGCGAGAAGAGCAGGAGUGCGAGCGCUCUUCCUGUCGCUGCGGAAAACGCGGUUUCUCCCGGCCCGAUCCGUGUGGAACAGCAAGUUGCCGAAGAGAGACAGGGAAGGGAACCGAGCUCGGUGUCGAUGGUUGGGGCCCAGGGCUCCCUGGGCGGAACUGACGCGGACUCGAGGACUCUUGCGAAAAAGGAGACUCCUGUAGCGAGCGCCGAGAGUCCGACCGGCGUCUCCGUCGUGCCUUCGGGGUCUCAAGGCCCGCCCCGCAUCUCAGUCGCUGCAGGGGUCGUGGCGUGA